Messenger RNA from Colius striatus (speckled mousebird), 6302 nucleotides. It is a transcript of the gene PALLD, whose product is annotated as palladin, cytoskeletal associated protein. Gene Ontology annotation, biological process: synapse organization; homophilic cell-cell adhesion. The coding region runs from base 16 to 4275 and encodes 1419 amino acids. NCBI's taxonomy places the organism in Eukaryota, Metazoa, Chordata, Aves, Coliiformes, Coliidae. The record is from RefSeq and is a predicted model, not a curated record. Gene Ontology annotation, cellular component: plasma membrane; axon; neuronal cell body. The transcript has 21 exons. Gene Ontology annotation, molecular function: axon guidance receptor activity.
GGAUAUCCUGAAAAUAUGUCAGAAGCUUCAUCCUACCAUGACUUUUUCUAUGAUUCACUGUCAGACAUACAGAAUGGGGAAUUUUCAAGUGAACUUUCUGCUUUCCUUACCCAGGAGGAGAUAUGUAAGAGCCUUGACAUAGCUCGGGAAGCCAUUGCCAAUUCCAAAAAGGAGGAUCAGAAAACAGCAGCAGACUUCAGUCAUUAUUUAAACACAUCACUUUCUAGCGCUUCAGAAAAUCCUUCUUUCAGGAAUGCCAAACUCCAUGAGCAAGAUGUUUUCCAGAGGCCUCGAGCAAGUAGUCUAACUUCAUCUACUGCAAGUCACAUUCUUCCAGGGAAUCAAAAAGAGCAAUCCACCACACCUCAAACAGUAAGUAGUUUUGCUACAGCCUCCAGGAGGCAAGCAAGAUCCUCACCUUCACUAACUGCUAGCCCUAGCUUCAUUAGAAGCCUGAAACAUUUGGAGAAAGACAGUCCAAGUGUGCCUAAGACAAGCUCAAAGUCUGAAUCAGCAUCCGAGGGAGAAGCUCCUUUCAGGAACAAGCUGUGUGACAAAGCUGCCACGUUGAUAGAGGAAUUGUCAUCUAUAUUUAGACAGGCAGCAAAGAUGAGAGGCCGAAGUCCUGAUGGUGACUCUUCUUCUCCAGAUAGUGGAUACCUGUCUCCUAAAAAGAAACUACCAUCUGUAAGUACUUCAAUGAACCAGGAGUUUGACAAGUCGUAUCAAGAGACUGAGCCUGAAACAAAAUUAUCUGGAGUUCAUCUGAAUGGAGAACAAUUUUCUGAAAGGGAGACCAUCACUCAGAGUGAAACUGUCUUUUGUCACCCCUUCAUCAACAUGGAAGAGGAUCAGUCUUCACCACCACAAUUCACUCAGAAGCUCAGGAGCCAAGAAGUUGACGAAGGAAACAAAGUGUUGCUGGAAUGCAGAGUUGUUGGCAACCCAGUCCCAGAUGUCAGAUGGUUCUGUGAAGGAAAAGAACUCCAGGAUUCUCCCGACAUUCAGAUCCGUUCUGGAAGUGGAGGACUUCAUUCACUAAUUAUAGCGGAAGCCUUUGAAGACGAUACUGGACGCUAUACUUGUCUGGCUUCAAAUUCCCUAGGUUCAGAUAGUACAUCAGCUGAAAUAUUCAUUGAAGGUGCCAGUUCCACCGAUUCAGAGAGUGAAAGUUUAAUUUUCAGGUCAAAAUCUGGAGCUAUGCCACAGGCCCAAAAGAAAACCACUUCUGUUUCCCUGACAAUAGGAUCUUCUACACCAAAGUCUGGAGUCACCACAGCUGUAAUUCAGCCUAUCUCUGUGCCCAGUCAACAGGUGCAAAGCCCUACUUCAUACUUGCACCAUUUGGAUGGACCCAAACCUGUCUAUUCUACACCCAUUUUUACAAAGGAGCUGCAAAACUCCACAGCAUCUGAGGGACAAGUUGUGGUAUUGGAAUGCAGGGUCAGAGGACCCCCUCCCAUUCACGUGAAAUGGUUUCGACAGGGUGUUGAAAUACAGGAUUCUCCAGACUUCAGAAUUCUCAAAAAAAAGCCACGAUCUGCAACUGAACCUGAAGAGAUAUGUACCCUUGUAAUUGCAGAAACUUUUCCUGAAGAUUCGGGACUUUUCGCAUGCACAGCAACAAAUGAGCAUGGUUCAGUUACAAGCAGCGCACAACUAACUGUCUGCUCAGCCAAUUCAGACAGCUCUAGUCAUGAAUCACUGACAAGGGAAUCCAACAGUGAUGAUUUCCAUCACUUCUCAUCACUUCCUCCAGUCGAAAUUAGCUCUCUUGAGCUUCCUCCUAAGAAACAUGCAGAGACCCACCAAGUAAACAACACUGAGUUGAGAUCUGGUAUGACAGCCCUUCAGCUACAGCUCAAUUCAUCAGAGGAAAAAACAAAUGGCAUCCAUCCCGUUCAUGGAGUAAAUGGAAUGAUUAACAGCAAGCCAAAUGGUGAUAAAUCCAUCCCACCUGCAGCUGUCUUGCUUUCACCCACAAAAGAGCCACCACCUGUACUUGCCAAACCAAAGCUGGACCCUAUAAAAAUACAGCAGCUGCAGAACCAAAUUCGUCUGGAGCAAGAAAGUGGACAGUGGUAUCGUCACCAGCAGCAACCUGACCAUCAGCAACAUCCUCCCUCUUCUCCUUCCUUUCCUCCUCCCCCCUCCUUCCAGGAGCUUGAAUCCAGCACCUCCCCUGUGCCAAUGAGUAUUCUUAACUCUCAUACUUCCCCAACCAUGCAGUCCUCCAGCUCUUUCAACUAUGCUCGGCCUAAGCAGUUUAUUGCUGCUCAGAACAUCAGCCCUGCUUCAGGUUAUGUGACUCCAUCUUCAGGAUCAUCUACAUCCAGCCUUCCUUCACCUAUGUCUCCAACUGCUUCUCAGAAACAGUUUGGGAGAGUGCCCGUUCCCCCUUUCUCUCAGCAGUUUGCUCCAGAAGGAGAGUAUGUCUGGUCUCCUUCUUCACCAUCCCCUCCUCCUCCGCCUCCACCUGUCUUUAGUCCAACCGCAGCGUAUCCAGCGUGUGAUUCCUUUCCACUUCCACCUCCUCCACCACCUCCUCUUCCUUCAGUUUCUUCACCUACCCACAGCCUGUCUCCAACUCCCAGAUUUCCUAAUUCCAGCCAGUCUCCAGCAGCUUUUCUCAGCUCCAUGCUGCCAUCCCAGCCACCACCCAUUUCUGUCAACGCAUUAGGCCUCCCAAAAGGAGUGACGCCUCCGGGAUUUCCCAAGAAAACAGGCAGAACUGCUAGGAUAGCAUCAGAUGAAGAGAUUCAAGGGUCAAAAGAUGCUGUAAUUCAGGAUCUGGAAAGAAAACUUCGCUUCAAGGAAGACCUUUUGAACAAUGGGCAACCGAGAUUAACAUAUGAAGAGAAAAUGGCUCGUCGAUUGCUGGGAGCAGAUAGUGCUGCAACUGUCUUCAAUAUACAGGAACCAGAAGAGGAGCCUGCUGUACAGGAAGCUCGCUCUGUUGGCGCUUCUGUAGCGAGUCCUAUGGAUAUUCAAAAGGAGUAUAAAGUCUCCAGCUUUGAGCAAAGAUUGAUCAGUGAAAUUGAAUACAGGCUGGAGAGAUCUCCUGUGGAAGAAUCAGAUGAUGAGGUGCAACAUGGAGAUGAACCUAUUGAUAACAGCAUGUCACCGUAUUUUGAGAUAAAGCUGAAACAUUACAAAAUCUUUGAGGGAAUGCCGGUGACAUUUACAUGCAAAGUGUCAGGAACCCCAAAGCCAAAGAUUUAUUGGUUUAAAGAUGGGAAGCAAAUUUCUAAACGAAGUGAUCACUACCAAAUUCAAAGAGAACCUGAUGGAACUUGCUCACUGCAUACUGCAGCCUCCACCCUGGAUGAUGAUGGGAAUUACACUAUUAUGGCUGCUAACCCACAGGGCAGAGUAAGUUGCACAGGCAGACUGAUGGUUCAAGCUGUAAAUCAAAGAGGCCGCAGUCCUUGGUCACCUUCUGGGCAGCCUCAUAUGAGAAGACCACGAUCUCGAUCAAGGGACAGUGGUGAUGAAAAUGAACCAAUUCAGGAACGAUUCUUCCGGCCUCAUUUUCUGCAGGCUCCCGGAGACCUGACUGUUCAAGAAGGAAAACUAUGCAGAAUGGACUGCAAGGUUAGUGGAUUACCAACUCCAGAUUUAAGCUGGCAACUGAAUGGAAGGCCAAUUCGCCCUGACAGCUCUCACAAAAUGCUGGUGCGUGAGAACGGCGUGCACUCCCUCAUCAUAGAGCCAGUCACAGCCAGAGAUGCCGGAAUCUACACGUGCGUUGCCACCAAUCGAGCUGGUGAAAACACAUUCAGCCUGGAGCUCAUUGUUGCAGCUAAGGAAAUACACAAAGCACCUGCCUUUAUUGAGAAGCUACAGAACACAGGCGUGACCGAGGGAUUCCCAGUGCGACUGGAGUGCCGGAUCUCAGGGGAGCCAGCUCCUCAGAUAUUUUGGAAGAAGGAGAACGACUCACUCACAUACAACACUGAUCGCGUGAGCAUGCACCAGGAUAACUAUGGCUACAUUUGCCUGCUUAUUCAGGGAGCUACGAAGGAGGAUGCUGGCUGGUACACAGUAUCAGCCAAGAACGAGGCUGGCAUUGUGUCUUGCACUGCCAGGUUGGAUGUUUACACUCAGUGGCAACAACCACCUCAGACAACCAAGCCAAAGAAGGUGCGGCCCUCAGCCAGCCGGUACGCUGCACUGUGUGACCAAGGACUAGAUAUCAAAGCAGCUUUCCAGCCUGAAGCAAAUCCAGUCCACCUGACGAUGCAGCCUGGCUUGGUAGAGAGCGACGAUCUGUAGAUCCAGCUGCCACUUCCACCGUUUUCUUUCAAAGCAGAAACACUGAAAGCCAUUGCCUUGACCAAUGACACUCCUAUGUCACUUUAUGCAAAGGCAGACACCUUCAAGUACAAAAGAUAAACAACAGACACCAUAACCAUAUAUUCCUUACUCAUUAUACCAAAUUAGAAGAAUAGGUAGAUUAUUAAUAGAAAUGUACACACGGCACAACAAAUCACACGCACCGGUUCCUUAUACCUAAGCUGCUUCAGCUCUUACAAAUAGCCCUUUUCAUAAAGGCCAAAACACACCCGAGGGACAGAUCUUUCAGAAGAGAACACUUAUCACUCCGUGCCUUCAUAAGCAAUAAGUAGGUGCUACUCAGCCCUAGCGGUGCGAGACAGUUUAUUUGAGGCCGUUAGAUCAGAGGGGGAAGGAUCAAGUGUGGUUACGCAUGGCUGGGGAAGGGUGACGCGUGCUGGCAGAUCCCACACACACAAACAUACACACACACGAGUGCAAUACGCCAGCCAGAAGCGGGAAGGGACACAGAAGAGGAGCGUGAGCAGACACUGCGUGUCUGCACCCCGCUUCCUGCUCCUCAGUGACAGAACCACCUAGCCUUUGGUCCUGGCAGCACGGACGGUUCUACAGAGCGACACCACCACCCUCACUUUACACUCUGUGGUAUUUUUCCUUUUUGCCAUCCAGGAGGAGUCUUACAAACAGCAAAGAGAGUUUAGGCCUGAGUACUUUAACCUCUUCAAAACAACGAAGAAAAAGAGCUGAUAUGGAAUAACAGUCUACUCCAGACUAUAAAUACUGGUAACUACAGGAGGGGGGGAAAAAAUGCUGAGAGUAUGAACCACUGCAGUAGGUUAGUUACUGCAACGGUAGGGAGACGGGGCAAGGGGCUGUGGAUUCCCUACACACAAUCUGUAACCUUGUCACACUCCCAUUCAAAACCUGGAACUCUAAAGGUGGGCUGAAACCAGGGAGUGCACGUACGGGACGGUUGACUGUUCAAAGCUUGUGUAUGAGGAUUUUAGAAAUGUACAGUAAGUGAAAAAUGGGUUGGGACCGCAAUAUGGAUUGAAAUGCCAAGUAUAUUAUAUACACCACAGGUGAUAAGCUUUGCAGAUCUGAGGAAGUAGAAACUGAAGACGGACAAAAACAACAUAAAACUUUUCGCCUUUUUCCUUAACAUAGCACAUGUUUCUGGUAGAUUACAUUUUUUCCUUCUGACUGUAGACAACUGACAGCUCUUUUAAUGGGUAGAGUCUGUGCGCUGUAGAUGAAAAGCCUGAAGGUACUUCCAGAGGGCAAGGCAAAUAAAUCCACAUUAAACUGGAGCCUCACCUCAUCAGAGCUGACUUGGGUAGUUUAGAAUUAGAACCAAAUGAGUUUCAGAGGAAGAGGAGGGAGGGAGGAAUUAUUAGGUCUGACAAGAAAAAUGAGCAUUUGAUGGUACGAACUAUGAUACUUUGCUAUGAAAGAAAAACACUGUAUUCCUUAUAUGAAGCACAUAUAUGGUAUCUUUAUUUAUAAUAAAAGUGUUGAAAUCUUUUCUCUCAGCUCAGUUAUUCAGAAGUCCUGUACUUAGGUUUGCUGGUUUUGGUUUGUUUUUUUUAAAUGUUGUAAUUGUGUACACCAUAUACUGCAUUACUGCUAUACGUGUAUUGCUUUGUAAGUACACAAAGUUUGUUUUGUUUUUUAGUGACUAAUAAACUUUAGCACAUCAGGUAGUCCUAUUCUGGUGCAGGAUAUGACCAGCUAUGGGGAUCGUUAAUCUAGAUUAACGCCACAGCCUGUCAUCUGGGAAUAAUCUGAUUCCAUCCGAGAAAAAGUAUGUCAUAUCAUUUGCCAAAUCUUUCUUGACUGUGACAUGCUAAUUUACCUUUUUGUUUAGCUUCACUAGCAUUAUUUUUGCCACCUUUUACUUGUAUUUAUAAAAAAAAAUGUAUUAUCAUUACUUUGGAUUGUUGUGCUGAUAUAAUGUGGGUUUAACAUCAAUAAAUAUUACACAAAUAGAAAGUUUUCCUUCUGGU